This is a messenger RNA of Phytophthora nicotianae INRA-310, 261 nucleotides long. RefSeq lists its product as hypothetical. NCBI's taxonomy places the organism in Eukaryota, Oomycota, Peronosporomycetes, Peronosporales, Peronosporaceae. Bases 1 to 261 code for a protein of 86 amino acids. The record is from RefSeq and is a predicted model, not a curated record. The transcript has a single exon.
AUGGGGCCAAAGAUUCGGAGCUCUCCGGAGCGGAGACUGGCAAAGAAGGACGUUGUCGGUGCGAAUUGGUCGGAGCCACGUCAGCGCGCCGUUCUUGACAGGAAUCUUGUGGCGCGCACUGCAAGUCGCUGGCUCCGUCUCUCGCCUAGCUCGUCGACGAUUUCGUCCGCUCGUGCAGCCAAAGCAACGGCCAUGUUGAUGCUGUCCACCGGCAUGAUGACUGGACGCGGAAGCGGAGCCAAGAAUUCCGAUAAACUGUAG